Molecule: messenger RNA, 804 nt
Organism: Closterium sp. NIES-65
Lineage: Eukaryota; Viridiplantae; Streptophyta; Zygnematophyceae; Desmidiales; Closteriaceae
Source: the annotation of a GenBank genome assembly
AUGGCCCACGUCAGACAGAGUAAUGUUCAACCCACCCCAUCCUCCCCGUCUCCGCCAAGUUUGGCGACGUCUAUCGGGGGGAGGGAUCCCCUCCCCUCCCCUCAGCUUGAGCAGAGGGGAGUGAAGGGGGACAGUCAGAUCGUACUGUGCGCUCUCAUGCUCUUGGAUCUGCUGUCAGGUUCUCCCCGCUUCCCACGUUCCCCUUCUUUCCCACUACUGCCGAUCGCCUGCCAUAGUCAUCCCUCCCCCCCUCCUCUCAUCCCACUUGGAAUGGCAUUCCCCCUCGGUUCUUCCCCUUUCCCUUUCUUUUCCCCCCCACCCCGCCUUCUCCCCAUUUCGUGCUCAGCGUGUGCGCCCAUGACAGCCGCCGUUCGCCUGCCACCUCAAAGCAACGCCGCCGACCGUAAGUCAGCCGCCUAUUCCAGAGCGUUGAACGCACCCUUGCGGCCUUGCCCGUCUCGUCUCGUCGGCCUUACUCCAACUCGUGAGCAGCGCAACUGUGCGGCACUCAAUGCGGUGUGCGUGAAGGACAGGGGCGAUGCCACCUGCGUCUGCAACGUUGGAUUCGCCAUGACCCCCACCGGCUGUGUUGACACAUGCGUGCUCAAGGCGUGUGGCGUCAACGGCAAGUGCGUCAAGGACAGCGCUGGAGCGGCGUCCUGUGUGUGUGACACUGGCUUUGCGCUGCAGGCGGAUGGCAAGACGUGCACUGGUACGAGCUUCUAUGUUCUGUUGUGCUGGUGCAUGCUCUCCUAUUCUGAGAUCUCGUUUCUCCUUCAAUCCGGUCCGUCCCCUUGUGCAUGA